This is a messenger RNA of Effrenium voratum, 2982 nucleotides long. Lineage: Eukaryota; Dinophyceae; Suessiales; Symbiodiniaceae. The record is from the annotation of a GenBank genome assembly.
AUGGCGGUGGCCUUCCGACUCCGCAGCCGCCCGGCGCUGGGGGAGUGGUCUGUGGACCAGGUCUGCGACUUCCUGGAGACGCUGGGGCUGGAUGAGGAAUUGCAGCAGCGAUUCCGCAAGGAGUCCAUUUCUGGUCGUGUGCUCAGCGAGAUCACAGACGAGGACUUGUCAGGGCCGCCCUUCCACCUGCCGUUCGGGGUCCGGAAGCUGCUGAGCGCGGAGUUGGCGCAGGCCAAGGGCCAGGCCAAGGCAAGGCAGAGCCAGCGGGAGGUCAGGGCCUUGGUGCUGCAGAAGGGCGUGCCGGCCGAAGGCCCCGCGCUCAGCAGCGACGCCUUGGACCGGAUCCGCCACUGGCGCCUGGAGCCCUCCUCUGGGCGCCUGGUGCGGCGGGAGCCGCCGCUCAGCGAGGAGGAGCUGGACUGCUGGCAGUACCAGGCCGCCUGGUUGGUGUGCCCCAUCACUGGCAAGGCCUGGGCCCGGAGCGACGUGGUCUCCACCAUGGGGGUGGCCCUCUACCACGCGCCCCGCUUCUGCUCGGACAAGGAGAAGCAGCGUCUAUUUGUGGAGGAGAAGCAGGCACGAAAGUACGACGCGGAGCGGAAGGCGUCGAUGGACCAUAGCGGCACCAGCUUCGAGCGGAACUACGAGGUCUACCCCGUGGUGGAGCCGCCGCCCUUGUGCAACCUGCCGCUUCAGACGGGGAGCUCCACCGCCGAUGCUGCGCAGCUCCAGAAACUGCGGGCGGAGGUGUCAGGUCUGAAGAGCCGAUCCACAGCGGUGCAGCGGCAAAUGUUCGAAGGCCUAGGUGCAGGGCAGGACCAGGAGGACGUGGGCCGCGCUCUUGAGCAGCUGAAAAAGGAGCCCACGGACGACGUCGAGCUAGCGCAGAAGUUUGGAGUCUACGAGUCCUACUUCUCCGGUGUGGUGGAGCUCCGCACGGACCUCUUCGGCCUUUGGGAGCGUGGCCGCGCGGUGCUGUCUGCGGCGGAUGCGCGCACCAUGCAUGCGGCGCUGGGGCGCGUGGACAGCUUUGACAACCUGUCGAUCCCCGAGAGGAGCCGCUUCUGGUUUGUGUACCACAUGAUGAGCACGGCUUCAAGCAACCACCAGAAGAUGCAGAAGAUAUUCGAGGACCUGGAGGAGCUCUUUGAGGUGGCGCAGGACCAGGAGGCAGCCACGGACUGCCUGGAGCUCACGGACGAUCCCGAGCUGGGCACCAUGGAGGUGAUCAUCGGCCCGGCCUUCGACAUGGACGCAUACAAUGACGGGGUGAAGGGCAACAAGGCCAAGGGGGUGCUUUCUGCAGAGGAGCGGGGCGUUUUGGACAUGGAUCGGCAGUAUAACGCCGUGAACUUCCAGUACUUUGCGCAGCAGGCGGACGCUGGGGCCACCAAGGAGGGCGCAGAGGCCUCCUUUAAGCGCCGGCUCUGCACCAGCAGGCUGAGCUUCUACCUGGAGGAGUCCCAUGGGUCCAGGAUCUUCCCCAGGAACAUCCUCUCUCAGUUGAGCUUGCUCUUCUACCGCCGGAACGACGCACUGCGCCUGCCCAACGGACAGGUGAACGAAGUCCGGGUGGCCGUCUGCAUCCGCAAGGCGAUCCCGCGGAUGUUGCGGGCCAUCGUGCUGGACGUGUUUCAGGGAGAUCGGAACUUCACGCCUCACAUGGAGAAGGCGGUUCGGGUCUACCUGGCCGUGCACCAAGUGGCCAUCAAGCUGCUGGCCACCUUUAGGAAGAGCUUCGAGCUUCUGUACCAGUCUGUUCUGGAGUGGAUUCAGCAGCCUUUCAGCCCGAAGAGUGAUGCAGACUGGCCGGACUUGGAGGAGUUGCUACUGGGCUCCUCCCUCUGCAGCGUGCCGUGGUCUUUGCUUCGGGAGGCCUUCGUCCGGAAGCUUUGCGUGCAGCUCGCUGAAACGACGACCAUGAGCAACAAAGCUCCAAUGUCUCAGCGUGCAGAGCACCUCUUCAACCAGAACCGGGGCCUGCUGGAGCGGCUCUGCUACAUCCUCAGCUUCUUCCGCGCCGGGCCCGGGAAGCUGCCCGUGCAGGAGAUGGACAAGAAGUACAGCCGUUGUGCUGGAACUCUGCCCAAGGCCGAGCGUGAUGCUCUUGUUGAGGCUGCCAAGGAGGGCGCGGGUAUCUCCUCGCUGCCGGACUUGUGGGCGGCCCUGGGCAUGCAGCGCGCCAACGAGGACACUGCGGCAGUGCUGCGGAGCAUCGAGCGGUUUUUGGAGUACGUCCAGGCCAACGUGGCCGCCUGGCGCGCCGCGCCAGCGCCUGCGGGCGCCUCGGAGGGCCCGGCGCUGCCGGCACUGGCGUUGGAGCAGCUGUCGGCCAUUGCGGCCGUCCCCGCGCGCGUCACCGGUGGGGGCGCGGCCACGAAGCGGGAGCGUGAUCAGCAGCGAGCGCAGCAGCUAGCGCAGGAGAAGGCCCAGCACAAGGGCUUCCCCAAGUUGCCGCCCUCCAGGAGGCUGGACGGCACUCUCUGCUACUACUGCCUGAAGCGCUUCCCCAGCAGGAUGGCGCUCUUCACGCACCUGCGGCGGCUCAUCGACAAGGACCGCUUCGUGGAGGGCCACCAUGAGGCACACUACAUGGUGAGCGUGGCCGGUCCCGAGGCGCUGCCCUUGGGCGGCAAGUGCAAAGCCAAGACCUGCGGCAAGCACUUCGACUCCAAGAUGGAGCUGUGGCAGCACUACCACGAGAUGGGCGUGCCAAACUUUGCGGACGCACCGACCAACCCGGCGGAUCAGGCCGGAUACGUGAAGGAGAGCCACCUGCAGGAGGACACCGGGCCGGACGAGGCUCCAUUGGACAUGUCCCAGUGUGCAGUUUGCCUGGACAAGCCGGCCAAUGUCGUCAUGGUGCCCUGCGGCCACAUCUUCGCGUGUCAAGGCUGUGGCCAGAAGCUCAAGGAGUGCGCCAUCUGUCGAUCCAAGGUCUCCCAGGUCUUAAAGGUCUACUACAGUGCGGAGCGCGAUUAG